Molecule: messenger RNA, 2409 nt
Organism: Bombus pascuorum
Lineage: Eukaryota; Metazoa; Arthropoda; Insecta; Hymenoptera; Apidae
Product: activating signal cointegrator 1 complex subunit 2
Exons: 15
Coding region: 166-2340 (724 amino acids)
Biological process (GO): regulation of DNA-templated transcription
Molecular function (GO): ubiquitin binding
Source: RefSeq, a predicted model, not a curated record
GAUGUCAAGAGCAGCUGUCACUGUUAGUAUCUUUUGCAGCACUACCAAUUUCUUAACAAAAUUACAAAGUUCGUCAUCUGGGAUUUCCCGGCUUCAAUAUUUUUUUGCAAUUCUCAACUUACAAAGAUAGUUGUUUAGCGACAAUUAAGAAUACUUUGAGAGAACAUGGAACCUUAUGAGAAUCCUGAUUUUCUUCCACUAGAAAAUUUAAAACUAACGAUUAAAACCAAUGGUAUUGUCCAAAAGGUUGAUGCUUUGAGUAAAAUAUGGGCAAGUGACCACUAUUUUUUACAUUAUGAACCUCCUAACAUAUAUAAUGAUGAUGGAUCUGAAAUUUUGGGAGCAAAACUACGAUGGAUAGAAAUUGUCAAUUAUAUGAUCAAUGAUUUAAAAUGGUUACUCAGCCUUCCAUUUUAUAGAUUUUGGUCAAAUAUUGUGUUUAAUACUUCAGUAUUAGAUACAUUGGUAUCUUUUCUACAAGAUGCACCACCAUUCUAUGCUUUAGAAAAUUUUCCAAAUUGUCCAGAAAUGUUGGAACUUCUAGAAACACUAAGUCACUAUGUACUUAUAAUUUUUGCACGACUUGCCACAAAUAAAGAAAGUCCUGAAGAAUAUAUGAACCGUCCAUUUCUUGGAAAUUUAUUAUAUGACAAAUACAUAUUUACGGUACCCAUCAUCUUUGAUCUUUGUCAACUUUAUGGUCGAGAAAAUGCAAAAAUAAUAGAAAGAAUUUUAAACUCUUUAUUUACACUAGAACCGCAAUAUAAUAAUGAUCUUCAAAAAGCUGUUCCUUGUCUUAUAGAGGCCUUUGAAAAUGUUGAAAGAAAAUUUGGUAGUGAUUCUAUACAUACCAAUGAAGCAGUUUCAUUGUCAAAGCAGGAUACUAAUUCCUCGAAGCUUACAUUAUUCCAGUUGGAAGAUAUGAUAUUAUAUGUUCUAGAUAUAUCAUCAACUGUUGGUGUAUUUUUAAUAAAUUAUUCUCCAGCAGUGAGUAUAUUUCACACAGUGGAUUUUAUGAAUAAACUUGUUUCAGUAUAUGAAAGCACAAUACCUGAGAUGUAUAAAAUAUUAAAGAACUUAGCAUAUAACGAUGAAAAUAUGCCGAAAUAUAUAGAAUUAAAGCAUCGUCUGGAUGUAACAAGGAUUGAAAUUUUGAAGCUUUUUCGUAUUAUUAUAUAUGAACCCAUAUUGACUAUUCAAGAAAAUUUAAGUACGAUAAGCGAACCAGAGGUAAAGGAACGAGUGGACGAAUAUCUUAAUUUAUUAACCUUAGCAAUUUCUGAAAAAGAAUUUAUUACAGAUUAUGAUCAGUUUUAUCCUGUUAGAUUAGAUUUGACUAUAUUAUCGAAUAUUUGUCCUGAUGCUGAUACAAUAAAAUAUAAUUAUAUUGUGAAAUCAGUCAAUACAAUUAUUGGAAGACCCAAUGUUCCAGAUACUAGUUUUUCUAGUAACGUAAAUGAACCUGUAGCUGUAGCUGGACCUAGUGGUAUUUUAAGUCAGACAACUAUAUCUGAAAACAUAAAACCUUUAAAUGAGAAACAAACUGUGGCAAAGAAUUCUAUUGAAUUGGCUGUUCUUAUUUCUGAUGUUAAAGAUAUUUUAAAUCAUCUAGAUGAAGGUUUUAUUGAGGCAAGUUUGGAGUAUUACAAUUAUGAUAGUGCAGCUGUGGUACAUGCCGUACUAGAAGAUUCAUUACCAACAGAAUUAAAAGAAUUGAUGAAAUUAGGGCCAUUACAAAUGCCUAGUGCAUUACCAACCUAUACAGAAACUUCAGUUAAGGAUAUAGCUAGUGGUAUUGAAAGACUGGAUAUUAAUAUGCUUGAUAAUUUAAAGGGUGAUGAUAUAUAUGUUAAAAAAUCUAAAGAAAUCAUAGAUGUACCUAAAGAUUACAUAACUAAAAAUUACAGUCUUGUCGAAGAUGUAUACGAUGACGAGUAUGAUGACACUUAUGAUAAUAGCGACAUACGUGGUACACAGGAUGGUUCGACUGAAGCAGAUUUAAGGCCUUUUACUAUACCUAGAGUUCUUCGCGAGAAACAAAAGAUUGAAACUGAAGAAGUUGAAACGGAGUCAGAAGAUGAAGAUGUAAGGAAUGACCAAAAUGUUAGAGACUGCUUUAUACAAAAUCCAGAAGAGGUACGCGCUAGAGCAGAACAACAAAGGCAAAUGCGAAGUGGAAGAGGUGCACCAAAUGUAAUAGGUAAUCCUAAAGGUCAAGGACAAGAGAAAACUGUGUUAUACAAUAGACAGCAAAAGAACACCAAGAAGGCGGAACGCGCUAAUCACAAUCGUCGUUCUGGUGCCCAGUGGAAACGAAAUCAAGGAAUGGUUCCAUCCUAAAUCUAUCUAUACUUUUACAAUAUGAAUGUAAAUACUGCCAUGUGAUAAAUACAUUCGUACCUAUGUUAA